This is a messenger RNA of Scomber japonicus (chub mackerel), 2478 nucleotides long. RefSeq names its product disintegrin and metalloproteinase domain-containing protein 10-like. Gene Ontology annotation, biological process: membrane protein ectodomain proteolysis; Notch signaling pathway. Gene Ontology annotation, molecular function: metalloendopeptidase activity involved in amyloid precursor protein catabolic process. The transcript has 16 exons. Gene Ontology annotation, cellular component: plasma membrane; synaptic membrane. Lineage: Eukaryota; Metazoa; Chordata; Actinopteri; Scombriformes; Scombridae. The record is from RefSeq and is a predicted model, not a curated record. The coding region runs from base 68 to 2470 and encodes 800 amino acids.
CACAGGAGGGCGUCUGCGCCUAUCUAAGUAGGACAAUAAAGUGAAAACGGCAUCAAUGCUCUAAAUAAUGGAUUUGUCAGAUAUGCUUCUUCUUAAACUUUUCCUCUUCGUGUACUUAGUGAACUACACCCGAGGACAUUAUAGAAACCCCCUGAACAAGUACAUUCGUCACUAUGAGGGUCUGUCUUACGACACAGAGCUUAUUCACAGCAAACAUCAGAGGGCCAAGAGGGCGCUUUCUCAUGAAGACAGAUUUCUCCAUUUAGAUUUUCACGCCCAUGGAAGGCAUUUUAAUUUACGAAUGAAGAGAGAUACCACCUUGUUUGCCCCAGAUUUAAAGGUGGAUGUUUCAGGAGAAGAAAUCCCAUUUGAUACCUCUCAUAUCUACACUGGAGAAAUCUACGGUGAGAAAGGCACCCUGUCUCAUGGCUCCAUUGUGGAUGGUAAGUUCGAGGGCUUCAUUCAAACCUACCAUGGCAACUACUAUGUGGAGCCUGCUGAAAGGUACCUGGGGGACAAAGACGUGCCCUUCCACUCUGUCAUCUACCAUGAAGACGACAUACACUACCCGCACAAGUACGGCCCAGAGGGAGGCUGUGCUGAUAGCUCGGUGUUUGAAAAGAUGAAGAAGUACCAAGCCAGCGCCAUAGAGCAGCCACCCAAGGAGCUCCACACCGAGGCUGACUUCAAUGACCCCGUGCUGCUGAGGAGGAAAAGGAUGGCCCAGAUCGAGAAAAACACCUGCCAGCUCUUCAUUCAGACUGAUCACCUCUUUUUCAAGUAUUACAAGACCAGAGAAGCUGUCAUCGCUCAGAUCUCCAGUCAUGUCAAAGCGAUCGAUGCUAUCUAUCAGGGCACAGACUUCAUGGGCAUUCGCAACAUAAGCUUCAUGGUGAAAAGGAUCAGGAUAAACACCACCAACGAUGAGAGGGACAGAUCCAACCCGUUCCGCUUCGCCAACAUCGGUGUGGAGAAGUUCCUGGAGCUGAACUCGGAGCAGAACCACGAUGACUACUGCUUGGCUUACGUGUUCACCGACAGAGACUUUGAUGACGGGGUGUUGGGUCUGGCCUGGGUGGGAGCCCCUUCAGGGAGCUCUGGAGGAAUCUGUGAAAAAAGCAAGCUGUACUCAGACGGAAAAAAGAAGUCUCUCAACACUGGUAUCAUCACUGUGCAGAACUACGCCUCCCACGUACCUCCAAAAGUCUCCCAUAUCACUUUUGCACAUGAAGUAGGACACAACUUCGGCUCCCCGCAUGACUCUGGAUCUGAGUGCACCCCUGGUGAAUCCAAGAGCCAAGACAAGAAAGAGAAGGGCAACUACAUCAUGUAUGCAAGAGCCACGUCGGGAGACAAGCUCAACAAUAAUAAGUUCUCCAUCUGCAGCGUGCGUAACAUCAGCCAGGUGCUGGAGAAGAAGAGAAGCAACUGUUUUGUCGAGUCUGGCCAGCCCAUCUGUGGUAAUGGUCUGGUGGAGCCAGGAGAGGAGUGUGACUGUGGCUACAGUGAUCAGUGCAGAGACCAGUGCUGCUAUGACGCCAACCAACAUGAUAGCAAGAAGUGCAAACUAAAGCCAAACAAAGUCUGCAGUCCCAGCCAGGGUCCUUGUUGCACCGCUGAGUGCUCUUACAAGGGUCGAAAUGAGAAGUGCAGAGAGGAGUCAGAGUGCGCUCAUCAGGGCAUGUGUAACGGAAACGGCGCCCAGUGCCCCACGUCUGAGCCCAAGGCCAACUUCACCGCCUGCCACGGAGAGACUCAAGUCUGCCUCAAUGGGGGCUGCUCUGGCUCCAUCUGUGAAAAGUAUGGGCUUGAGGCAUGCACCUGUGCCAGCCAAGAAGGCAAGGAUGAGACUGAGCUCUGCCACGUGUGCUGCAUGGAGAAGAUGAAUCCAAACACGUGCAGCAGUACAGGGUCGGAGCGUCUGGCUCGUUUCUUCAAUAAGAAAGUGACCACGCUGCCAGCCGGCUCACCUUGCAACGACUUCAAGGGCUACUGCGACGUGUUCAUGAAGUGCCGUCUGGUGGAUGCAGAUGGACCUCUCGCCAGACUGAAGAAGGCCAUCUUCAACCCAGAGCUGUAUGAGAAUAUUGCUGAGUGGAUUGUGGCCCAUUGGUGGGCAGUAUUAUUGAUGGGUAUAGCUCUCAUCAUGCUCAUGGCUGGCUUCAUUAAGAUCUGUAGCGUACAUACGCCAAGCAGUAACCCCAAACUCCCCCCCCCCAAACCACUUCCAGGCACUUUGAAGAGGCGGCGAGCGCAGCAGCACGCCAACUCCCAGGUGCAGCACCAGUCCCAGCACCCGCACGCCCACCAGCACGGCCACGGAGGUCACGGGGGACACGGCGGCCACGGCGGGCACGGAGGACACGGCGGCCAACGGCAACCCCAGAGGCAACCUCAACGGCAGGCGCAGCCCCAGAGGCACCACCGUCAGCCCAGAGAGAACUAUCAGAUGGGCCAGAUGAGACGCUGAGGCCCUGC